CACAUCCCAGCACUUACCUGCGCUUCUCGGCCUACUGGAGCUGUUACGCAAAUUAGAGCUGCAUCCGCGAUUGAAGUCCUGUGAUUCUGUGAACUGCGAAGCGAGACUGCGACGAGGGUGAAGGAGCUGGCCGAGCUGCGAAGUGAACCAGCGAGGGUGAAGCGUCGUCCGCCGAGCUGGCCCAGCACACCGCCUACGUCGUCCUCCCACCUGCGUCGUCCGCCGCCGCCGGUCCGCCCUUCUUCUUUGGAGUCUGGACUCAGUCCGCCCACCUGCGCCUUCCUCCAGCCCACCCCACAUCUGAAUCCCGGAUCCGCCCCUGGUUGACGCCACAACGGCCGGACAAGCACAGGAGGACUACCAAACGCCGCCACCGCGCCUCGCCACCGCGCAUCCAGCCUGGUGAAUCGGUGAUUCCGCUCGGCUCUGGGAUCUCACAGGCUCGCGGAACCUGCUUAUAAGAAGGCUGUCAGUAUGGAUGAGCAACAGGAGGCGGAAAGAUUUGGAAUGGAAAAUGAUUUUGAGGGUGGUCGGUGGAUUGAUGGUGAGUAUUACUACAGGGCCCGCAAGGAAAAAUCGGUGCAGACCAAGGAUGAUGUUCUCUAUGGUGUUUUUGCUUCUGGAGAUAGCGAUUCAGAUUAUGAGGGGUCAGGAUUAGGCUCCUCGAAGAAGCGGAGGAAAGAACUUUCGAAGAAGCCAGACCUUUCCAAACCUGUUAAUUUCGUUUCCACGGGUAGUGUAAUGCCCAACCAGGAAAUUGAUCAAAAGCAUAAGGAGGAGGGCAAAAAAGUAGAGGAUGUUGAUGAUAGGCCCCCAGUUCUCGGGGUAGGAGCAUCUUCUUCUGCCAUUGGAUUUGGUUCAAAGACCAUUCAUGAGGAUGUAGACAGUAGAGAUCUUGAGAACUUUCUACCAUCUGCUUUUGGGAAGAUGAUCCAAAAAGGUGCCUUGUUGAGGAAGGAAAAGGAAAAGGAGAAGUCAAUGCAACUAAAAAAUGCAUCUCAUACCGGAGGGAGAAGAGAAACAGAUGCUGGUGAUGUUGGUGCAUUUGAGAAGCACACUAAAGGAAUUGGGAUGAAGUUGCUUGAAAAGAUGGGCUAUAAGGGAGGUGGCCUUGGGAAGGAUGAACAGGGUAUCACUGCCCCCAUCGAAGCAAAGCUGCGGCCAAAGAAUAUGGGUAUGGGUUUCAAUGACUACAAAGAGGCUGCUGUGCCAAAACUUCAAGAAUCAGAAGUAAAAUCCUCCCCUCAGCCUGUGGAGACGUUGAAAAGCCACACAAAAGAGAAGCCUUGGCUAAAGAAAGCUUCAAAAAAGAAGUUUUAUAUAACCGCAGAAGAGUUACUGGCUAAGAAGCAAGAGCAGGGACUUGAAGUCGUUCAAAAGGUGUUUGACAUGAGAGGUCCACAAGUUCGAGUUCUGACAAACCUGGAGAACCUAAAUGCUGAAGAGAAAGCAAGGGAAAAUGAUAUUCCUAUGCCCGAACUUCAGCACAAUGUCAGAUUGAUUGUAGAUUUAGCUGAACUCGACAUACAAAAAAUUGAUCAAGAUUUGAGAAAUGAGAGGGAGAAGGUGGUUGCUUUACAGAAGGAGAAGGAGAAACUCCAAUCCGAGGCAGUCUUCCAGAAAAAACAGCUUGAAAAUAUGGAAUUUAUAGUGACCGAGUUGGAUCAGAUGGAUGAAGAAAGUAAAGUUGGCACAUUGACCCUUGACUCACUUAUGAAGUCAUUUCUGAAUCUGCAACAGCGGUAUGCUGAUGAUUAUAAACUCUGUAAUUUGUCAUCCAUAGCAUGCUCAUAUGCUCUCCCUCUGUUUAUUCGAGUAUUUCAGGGAUGGAACCCACUUCAAAACCCUACUCAUGGAUUAGAGGUUGUUUCGUUGUGGAAGGAUCUGUUGCAAGAUAAUUCUUUUGGCUACUCUGAUAUGGCAUCUCCUUAUACGCAGCUGUUCAUGGAAGUAGUUUUUCCUGCUGUGAGAAUAUCUGGAACCAACACUUGGCAGGCAAGAGACCCAGAACCCAUGCUCCGGUUUUUGGAAUCCUGGGAAAAGCUGUUUCCUCCUGUAGUUCUUCAUGCCAUUCUUGAUAAUGUUGUUUUGCCCAAGUUAUCAGCUGCUGUUGACACAUGGGAUCCACGCCGGGAGACAAUCCCAAUUCACUCUUGGAUUCAUCCAUGGCUGCCUUUGUUGGGACAAAAACUGGAGAAGUGCUAUCACACGAUACGUUACAGAUUGGAAAGUGUACUUCAUGCCUGGCACCCAAGUGAUAUGUCUGCAUACUACAUACUGUCACCUUGGAAGACUGUAUUUGAUCCAAACAGUUGGGAAAAACUCAUGGCCAGAUUCAUUGUCCCAAAGUUGUUGGCUGUCAUGCACGAAUUCCAAGUAAACCCAGCAAAUCAGAACCUUGAUCAGUUUUACUGGGUACGGACAUGGGCUACUGAUGUUCCAAUCCAUCACAUGGUUCAACUUUUUGACAUAUUCUUCAACAAGUGGCUAGAAGUUCUGUAUCAUUGGUUGUGUUCAAACCCAAAAUUUGAAGAAGUUACCAAAUGGUUUUUAGGUUGGAAGGAAAUCUUACCUCCUGAAGUUGUUGCACAUGAACAUAUACGGGAUAGGAUUAAUGUUGCUCUGGGUAUGAUGAGCCAGGCAGCUGAAGGCUUGGAAGUGAUACAACCAGGUUUAAGAGAGAAUAUAAGUUAUCUCAGAGUGCUGGAACAAAGGCAGUUUGAGGCCCAAAAAAAGGCUGCAGCAGCUCAAGCUCAACAACAUGCUUCUGCAAACUUAAGCGGUGGAUUCCAUGGGGAGGGUAUAGGCAGUGAAAAUGCGAUGAGCUUGAAAGAAAUAAUUGAAAUUCAUGCACAACAGAAUGGUUUGCUAUUCCUGCCAAAGCCAGGGAGGAUGCAAGAUGGUCUUCAAAUAUAUGGCUUUGGUAACAUUAGCAUAGUAGUAGACACCCUGAACCAGAAGAUAUUUGCUCAAGCUGAGGACAAAUGGUCAUCAGUGUCUCUUGAUCAGCUUUUGGAGCUACAUAGUCGAUAUGGGUUAAAGAGACGAUAAGUAAAGAUUGCAUUUUUUGCAAUUGCUAAAAUGCUUUGUUUUCACAGGCUUUUUGGAUAUCUUGUGCUUCUCUAUGUAAACUCAAUUUCCAAUCGAUAUCCGAAUAUCAAAUGCUUAUCUUCACCUUCUAUACUUAUUUUGAGUUCAAUUAGUCUUUGGUCCAGUUAUUUCUAGCUCUUGAUUAUGGUGGCCUAUGUGUUCGAUUUUUAUUUUAUUCAUAUAUGGAACUGGAAGUACUACCACUUUGAUUAUUAUUAGAGCUUAAAGGGUCCCUUAAGACUAGAAAGUAAUUGGCAUUUUUUCGUUAUUUAUCUUUCUUUUUAAGAACUUGUAAUCAUGAAUCAGCUAUGUAUGCUCAAUUUUUUUCAUCUCAAUUUGUUGUUGUCUGGCUUAUCCCCUAGAGAGUUUUAUAUGUAUGAUGUUCUCAGGAUGGUUCACAA
Molecule: messenger RNA, 3491 nt
Organism: Cuscuta europaea
Lineage: Eukaryota; Viridiplantae; Streptophyta; Magnoliopsida; Solanales; Convolvulaceae
Source: the annotation of a GenBank genome assembly